This is a messenger RNA of Penaeus chinensis, 1236 nucleotides long. RefSeq names its product basic proline-rich protein-like. The transcript has 3 exons. NCBI's taxonomy places the organism in Eukaryota, Metazoa, Arthropoda, Malacostraca, Decapoda, Penaeidae. The annotation marks the transcript as partial. The record is from RefSeq and is a predicted model, not a curated record.
CCCCCCCCCCCCCCCCCCCCCCCCCCCCCCCCCCCCCCCCCCCCCCCCCCCCCCCCCCCCCCCCCCCCCCCCCCCCCCCCCCCCCCCCCCCCCCCCCCCCCCCCCCCCCCCCCCCCCCCCCCCCCCCCCCCCCCCCCCCCCCCCCCCCCCCCCCCCCCCCCCCCCCCCCCCCCCCCCCCCCCCCCCCCCCCCCCCCCCCCCCCCCCCCCCCCCCCCCCCCCCCCCCCCCCCCCCCCCCCCCCCCCCCCCCCCCCCCCCCCCCCCCCCCCCCCCCCCCCCCCCCCCCCCCCCCCCCCCCCCCCCCCCCCCCCCCCCCCCCCCCCCCCCCCCCCCCCCCCCCCCCCCCCCCCCCCCCCCCCCCCCCCCCCCCCCCCCCCCCCCCCCCCCCCCCCCCCCCCCCCCCCCCCCCCCCCCCCCCCCCCCCCCCCCCCCCCCCCCCCCCCCCCCCCCCCCCCCCCCCCCCCCCCCCCCCCCCCCCCCCCCCCCCCCCCCCCCCCCCCCCCCCCCCCCCCCCCCCCCCCCCCCCCCCCCCCCCCCCCCCCCCCCCCCCCCCCCCCCCCCCCCCCCCCCCCCCCCCCCCCCCCCCCCCCCCCCCCCCCCCCCCCCCCCCCCCCCCCCCCCCCCCCCCCCCCCCCCCCCCCCCCCCCCCCCCCCCCCCCCCCCCCCCCCCCCCCCCCCCCCCCCCCCCCCCCCCCCCCCCCCCCCCCCCCCCCCCCCCCCCCCCCCCCCCCCCCCCCCCCCCCCCCCCCCCCCCCCCCCCCCCCCCCCCCCCCCCCCCCCCCCCCCCCCCCCCCCCCCCCCCCCCCCCCCCCCCCCCCCCCCCCCCCCCCCCCCCCCCCCCCCCCCCCCCCCCCCCCCCCCCCCCCCCCCCCCCCCCCCCCCCCCCCCCCCCCCCCCCCCCCCCCCCCCCCCCCCCCCCCCCCCCCCCCCCCCCCCCCCCCCCCCCCCCCCCCCCCCCCCCCCCCCCCCCCCCCCCCCCCCCCCCCCCCCCCCCCCCCCCCCCCCCCCCCCCCCCCCCCCCCCCCCCCCCCCCCCCCCCCCCCCCCCCCCCCCCCCCCCCCCCCCCCCCCCCCCCCCCCCCCCCCCCCCCCCCCUGUGUACGUGUGUCUCUUUCUCUCUCUCUCUGCGAGGGCGUGGUGGAUGACGUGUGGGCGUGAGAGUGGGCGUGGGCGUGGAAUCGAAACCAACCAUCGCGGAUUCCAGGCCAGGGUGGGCAAGGGCGGCGAGGGUGCAUAA